CACCUUCUCCACCCUCCACUUCUCCGUCUCAGCGCUCUCUCCUGGCAGCUAUUUACGUCAAGGCCUCCUUGAUAACCUCUCCUGCCGUCCCUCGUCACAUUCAGGCUCCAACAGAAAGCCUGUUGAGGCCGAAACUGUCACCCAGCAGGCAUAUAUGAGUGAAGGCGGGGAAGUUCUCCUCUGCUGGGGUUUAACACAUAAACAGAGAGAGAAAUUACUGGAGGAUGUAGAGAAAGCUAAUCCUUCAAGCGCCGGCUGUCUGAAAAGCAUUUUGGUAGUUGCAUGUCUUUUCAUCUCCAACCGCAGCCAGGAUGUGUCUGACAACAAGAUGGCAGCAGGUGAUAUUUCUGACAACAACAAACUCUCGAAGCUCACAGUGGAAGCAGAAUCCAACCACAGUUCUGAUAAUCCCAGAGACUGUAUCUGCACAGAGAAGCACUGUAACCACGAGCUGCUGUUCGACCUCGCCAAACGGGUCACAUCAAACCAAACGUGUCUGGUUUCAUGUAGCAUUUCAGGAAAGUCAGUUGCGACUGCCUCUCUGCUGGUUAAUGCAAAGGCAAAGUACAGAGGCAGCAGCUGCACCGCAGGGGUCGAGGCAACAGUGGUUUUGCUUUUCACCCGCAGCGGGCCUGUUGCGAAUCAGGUGCGAGCUGAGAAUCAAGUCUAUUUUCAGAGCAAAAGUGUGUUAAUGUGUGUCAAGGGGAAAAGGAAGUCAGAAGCUAAAUAUAUUACAACAGAGCAACCACCAGCUCAGAGUGAGAAGGAAAAGGAUGUCAGGAUUUAUGCAGAACGGCAAGUGUAUCCCAUAAAUAAAGACAUAGUCUUCCUGGUUGUCACUGACAUACCUGAUCCUGUAAAAUUCCUCUGGGACUUUGGAGAUUCCAAAGUAGCCAGAACUGGAUUAAGGACCAUCACAAAAAGAUACCACAACCCUGGACGUUACAAUGUGGUAGCGGCUGCAUCUUGGGGUCAAAUGUCGGUCACCUCGGAUGUGUUUCCCGUUGAGAUCCAGAGAGUUGUGAAGCUCAGCAGGCUGGAUCAUCAGGCCUCGGUCUUAAGGAAUCGGACUCUCACAGUAACAUGCAGAGUAAAUGUCGGGACCAACCUCACCUUCAUCUGGAGCUUCGGAGAUGGAACAACCAGACCUGGGCUGAGCACAACACGUCAUGUCUUCCACAGGUUGGGAGAGUUUACAGUCAAAGUGAUUGCGUCCAAUCUCAUCAGUUCUGCGUCUUUGAGCAGCUACGUCUUUGUUGUGGAUCGGCCGUGUCGGCCUCCACCUGUCAAAAACAUGGGUCCGCUCAAACGUCAGUUUCAGAGACAUGAAGUUAUCCAUCUGGGUGUGACAUUUGAGUCAGAUGUGGAGUGUGACAUAUCAGAGGGCCUUCGCUACUCCUGGACUUUACUUGGUUCUGGAGGCCAGAUUAUUCAUUUGCCUCACACAGACACACAAAGACAAAGCCUGAUUCUCCAGAGCCAUCUCCUGCAGUAUGACACCUACAUGGCCAUAGCGAGAGUUCAAGUUAUUGGCAGUGUGGUGUACAGCAACUAUACUGUGGCUUUCCAAGUGAAGCCAAGCCCUCCGGUGGCGUUCAUCCAGGGUGGCACCAAUGUCUUUAUUGGCAAAACAAGCAGCAAUGUGGUCACCCUGGAUGGACAGAAAUCCUAUGAUCCAGACUUCCCUAAGAACCCUCUCAGUUAUAGUUGGACAUGCAAACCAGUUUCGAGCAUCACCAGCUCCUGUUUUGACCAGGACAUUCCCACUUCAUCCCCUGAGCUGAAAUUCCCUCUCAGUCUGCUGAAACCCAAGUUUGACCAGUUCCAGUUCACGCUUACAGUCUUCAGCGGAGAGCGUUCGGCUUCAUCAGAGGCUUUCCUCACAGUCACUUCACACCUGACUGGGAAGGUCUCCGUUUUCUGCCAUCAGUGCCAGGGAGAUUAUAUGAACUGGGAUCAGUCAUUUUCCAUCCAUGCACUUUGUGAGGACUGUAACAUUCACAGUGAACUCAUUCAGUACACAUGGAGUCUUUACCUGGUCAACGCUUCAUCCAAACCCAUCACAGAGGUCCCAUUCUGUUACACAGUAGAUGUCAGCUCCCCUUCAGCAAUUCUGGAGGAUCCCACCACAUCCACCCUGACUCCAGAGAUCUCAAAGGAAAGCAGAGACAAACCAGAUCAACCUGAUUUGUCAAGGUCUGGUUCUUCCCAUACUUCUGUCCUUGACCAAGACAGUAGACUGCCUUUAGACCACAUCAGCCUCAGUGGCAUUUCUAGAGAAAUCCAAAGUGAGUCCUCUGCCGACUGGAGAUAUGCUUUUCCUUUAAUGGAGGACGAUGAUGUAGCGCAUCAACCAGUCAGUUCAGCAACAGGUUCUGAUGAUUAUGAUGCUCCGUAUCCAAGUGUGGAGGAAGGAGAUUCAGGGGUAUCAGCAGGAAGAUCUUACGGUAUAGAUACUGAGCGCUUCAGUCCAAUUGAUAACUCGGAGUCUGAUCUGACGCUACUCAAGAAUGAGGGAAGUAACCUGGUGGAUCCCAAACCUUCUGUAGCGAUUCAGGAGCCAACUUUGCUUGACUUCCACCGAGAUGCAGUAGAAACAGGCCUAUUUGAGUCCUACACUUACACAGGAAUUUCCUCCACUUCGCUGAUUUUCAGGGCCUUCAGCCUGAAGCCAAGAAGCAUUUACAUGUUGCAGGUCACUGCCAAGUCUCAAAAUAAUUGGAUCGGUCAGACUCAGCUGUUUCUAAAAACAAACCCGGUCCCAGAAGGUGUGAGGUGCCAGGUUCAGCCCGUCGAAGGGAUGGAGUUACAAACUCCCUUCAGCAUCUUCUGCACCUCAGGACAGGAGGACUUAGAGUACAAGUACAGCUACAGUAUAGGAGGCAGACCACCCAGGACGAUGUACCAGGGAAGAGACUUCCUGUACUACUUCAGCCUGCCCUCUGGUGACCCCAGAGAUGACCAUGAAGUAAAAAUCUACACUGAAAUCAGAAGCAGCAGCUCUGGAUCAGCCACCAAACCGUGUCCUGUCGCCGUCCGAGUCAGACCAAGCUUCAUCGGAAACAGCUCAUCCUCUUCGCCGACUCAUCGCGAUCCUGCUCUGGAGCUCUCAGAGAGUCUGAGGAACUUGUCCACCUUAGUAAGGCUUGGGAAUCCUGUUGAGAUCCGUAACUACGUCAGCCUCCUGACCAGCGUCCUGAACAAACUGGGCCAGGAUGCUGAGGCUAACACACACGCACAGAGACACACUCGCAAUGUGCUCAUUCACACUUUAUGCGAUUUCAAAGGGAGUGAUGAGAAAUCGGUUGCUGACAGCAUCAUUAUUCUCAAUGAGCUUCUACAAGUUACUAAUCAGGUGACAUACAUGAGCGUCAGACGUGUAGCGACAUUCGUCCGGUCUGUUUCAGAGAUACUUCCUGAGUUUAGUGCUAACCAGCAGAUGCUCUACACUCUGAUCAACUCGGUGUCAUACUGCCUCCAGGUGGUCACAAGUUGUAGCUGCACAUCUAAAGCAGCAGUCUCUUUUAACAAACCCCGUGUUUUAGAGCCAGGAUCCCCCACAGCGCCAAACACGAAGGAUCCUGAAAAUGCAUCUGACAGCUGCGCACAGAACUCGCCCGCUGGCCCUCGCCGCCAACACGGAGGAGCGGUUACAGCAAACCGGCUGGGGCAGCUUGUGGAGGAGAUUCUGCAGAUUGCAGCAGACCUGAUCCUGAGGGAUGUUUCGCCCCAUGAGGCCGAGCAGCACAGAGUCACCGCCGGCCUCAUCGACCUUCUCGCUUCAUCCCAAAACCGAACCUCUCUGAUCGUCAGGAGCGGCUUCACCACCGUCCGCAUGCCUGCUGCUCUGAUCCAGAGCGUGUUUAGGCUUCACACUGGAAGGGCUCGACUCGGGGAGCAGCAGUCCUGCGUCUUCAGAGUGCUGACUCGGCUCGACCGCGACCUUUGCCCCCACGACGCACAACUCAAAACAGGGGGAGAUUUUAUUCUCGCCCCCUUUUCCCAGCCGACCGGACCGGUGGUGGAUUUCAGUCUGUUUAAGUGCGACAGGAGAAAAAUCCAGAUUCACUCACUCCCUCAGCCAGUCAACACUGAAAUCCAACUUCCAAAAAGAAAUGAGAGCCCCUCCGGUCGGUACGUUCUCCUUCGUAACCAGAUCAGCUACCACAACUUCAGCAUCAGCCAGCAGCUCCUGCAGCAGGCCAUCCAGAUCACUGUGGCGUUCACGCCGCUGCCCAACAAGCCUUUUCCCAUCAUGCUUCUCUUCAGGAUAUUUGAGAGGCCAACUCCCAGCAUGCACCACCUGAAAAGAAUUCACCAGUGGGAGCAAAACACCAUCCGUGUAACUCUGCCCCCUUCCUAUCUCGGCGCUGCAGGCAUUGCCCACAUGGCGCUGCUGGACGCCGAGUUUGCAAGAUUACGUAGAAGCCAGCUGCAAAGCGAACAGGUAAGCUACAGCGUGACAGUGGACAGCAGUCUGUGUUUGUCCUGGGACGGACAGCAGGGGGCCUGGACACACCACGGCUGCAGGACACACCAAUCGGACGCGUCUUCUGCGGUGAGCUGCAGUUGCUACCAGCUGAGGCCACUGACUGUGUUUCAGCAACAGGUCAAGAUUAGCCAGGUCACAGGAGAUCUGGAUCCCUUCCUCAGUGCAUCCAGUGAUCCAGUUGUGCUCAGUAUUCUGGCGGUCCUGCUGGUCCUGUACAUCCUGGGGCUGGUCUGGUCUCAGAGAGCCGAACUUUUGUCCAAGGAGAAUCAAAGGCUCUACUUUCUUCCUGACAACAAUCCAGCAGACCCGUACCUCUAUGCUGUUUGCAUUCACACUGGUCUCUGCUCUGCGGCCCGUAUGACUGCAAAAGUUUACAUGAUGCUGCAUGGUGAAGACGGCGUCUCACAAACAAAAGAACUUCAAGUCCCAGGGUGCACUCUGUUUAGAAGAAACACAAAAGACACCUUCAUACUAAGUGCGGCCGACAGCCUGGGCCCAGUGUGGGGGGUUCAUGUUUGGCACGACAACUCUGGAGAUUCCCCUGAUUGGUACCUCAAACAAGUGGUGGUGUCAGAGGUGAAUAGAGGGCCAGCGGCGGAACGCUCAUGGCUGUUUGACAGUGAACGCUGGUUGUCUGUGAACGAGGGCGACGGUCAAGUGGAGAGGAAGCUGCGCGUCUGCUCUGGGGAAAUGCAUCCGGUUAAGAUGCUGCUUCUCAGGUUCUGUGACUACUUGGCUGAUUUCCACAUGUGGCUCUGUGUGUACAGCUGCCCCAGCCCCAGCUCACACACACGCACUCAAAGGCUUAGUGUUUGCCUGCUUCUCCUGUUGGGGUAUGCGUGUGCCAACACCGUCAUCAUAUCGCAUACAGACGAUCAGCUGCCAUUUGAGGUGGGUGUCGUCGAUGUGUCGGCUGCUUCCAUCACAACUGGACUGCGAAGUGUGAUGGUUGUGUUGCCUGUAGCAGCCCUCAUAUCUUUCCUGUUUCGAUUGACUGGGAACACACGGUCGGGAUCGGGAAUUCAACGUGCAAAUUGCGAGAAAACUCCACAGGAUGAUUUUCAGGAAACCUUUUCAGCAGACGACAGCGAGUUGGAUUAUCAUCUGUCUUGGGAUGGCCGCCGGAGGUGGAAGCAGGAGGCCUCGAGGAAAAAAUACCAGGAUACAGACAUCAACUCAAUUUCCUCCAUUCGUGAAAAUAAAGGCGCGGAUGAAGAGUCUGCGAUCCAGACAAGAAAUGACGAUCUGCUGCAUAAACUGCUGCUGACUUCUAAAGGAAGAGCUGAAAGACGUUUACCUGAGCAGGAACGGUUUAAAGAUUGCACGAACAGAAGAAAUGCAGGGCAGACCGAACAAAAAAAACUUAGGACACCAUCGUUCUGGUGUCACUCUCUGAACUGGGCGCUCUGUGCGCUGUUGUCUCUCUCCUGCUUGGUGGUCACAGCUACAAAUGGAAUGAGAUUCAGCAGCGGCCAGGUUGUGCUUUGGAUACACUCUCUUUGUGUUUCUCUUUUGGGCUGUAUGUUCUUCAUCCAACCAGUUGUGAUAUUUGGCAUGACAUUUACUGUCUGCUUUUGGUACAAGAAACCCGCAGACUACCAUUGUUUUUUCAGCAAGAAAGAUCCUGAUGUACCAGAACAGUUCAUAAAGUCUGAUCUCUGUGAGAAGACUUCAUCUGUGGAAAAGCUGCUCAGGGCUCGGCACCUGCGUCUCGCUCGCCCGCCGGCUCCAGCAGAGCUGAAGAAAACUUGUGGAAAGAGGAGGAGAGAGGCUCUCAUUCAGGAAACACUCAAGGAUUUCUCUUCCUGCAUCAUUAUGCUUCUCCUGUUGGUGUGUAUAAUCUCUGGCAGCUCAGUGAAAGAACAUCAAAAUCUCAACAAGGCCAUAAAGAGACACUUUAUAAGACACAGUUUUACGUUUAGCUCCAUAAAAACACACGAGGACUGGUGGAAGUGGACACAGUCGAGUCUGCUCGACUACCUGUACCAGAAUUCAUCAGCAAAACCCGAGCAGCCACACGUAGUCAUUGGGGAGCCCAUCAUACAGAAGACAGAUGGCUCCAGCAUAUUUCAGAGUCCUGUGCUGACAAAACCACUGACAUGUGAUCAUCCAUGUCAAGAGAAAGCUCCUACAGUCAGUUUAGGCCACACAAAGUCUGAAGCUGCAUCAAAACUCAGGAUUUUGAAGUCAAGCAGCUGGAUGAACCGAUGGACGGUGGCCCUGAAGGUUCAGUUCACCUUAUACAGCCCUGCGCCUCACUUGUUUAGCAGUGUGAGUCUGAUCUCUGAGCAGAGCCCUGAUGGUGUACUGCUGCACUCCGUUAAAGUCCAGUCAGUGAGGGUGUUACACAGUCCUAUGCCAUGGGACUAUGUUGCCAUGGUUUCCAAGCUGCUCUUCCUGUUCUUGAUUCUACUACAAUCCUGCAAUCAAGUGUCCAUUGUUGCACAGCGAGGGCUGAUGGGAUGCAGGAGAAGACCUUGGAUGUGGCUGGAUGUCAGUCUGCUGCCAGUGACUCUAAUCUGUUAUUUUUGUUUGAUCUAUCACUCCACCAUGAUCAUGGAAGUUGUGAGUUUGCUGCAGACCCAACACAGAGGACGUGUUGAUGUUAGCGCUGCGGCUAGCUGGGAACAGAAUAUUCGGACGCUGUGGGGGGUUGUCCUCUUCCUCCUGACCAUAAAGUUUGUGACUCUGCUUGGAAUGAACAGAACAUUACGUUCUUCAGCUGCAGUUCUUUCACAGACACACUCCAGCCUCUUUUGGCCUGUGGUUUCAGGCCUGAUCCUGCUGCUGGCGCUGUCCUGUUCGGCUAACCUGCUGCAUGCAGGGAGCUGCUGGCCGUUCAGCUCGGUUCCUCACUCCCUGCAGACUCUGCUCUGUCGUUACCGUGGACUCCAGGUCAAAAAGAACCGCCUCCGCUCAGGACAUGAUUUCUCUCACUGGGUCGUUCUGUUUCUGACAAAUACUGCUGUGCGCACAGCGAUGGUAAUUGGGGUGAUAUCCUUAUUGGUGAAAAUGGCUAGAAGACCUCAAAGCAGGAACAUUACUUUUACCACAGGGGAACUAUUAAACUACUUAAGAAUGAAGGUGUCUGAAUUCACUGGAUGGCAAAAACCAGCAAGGAUGGAUGAUUAUGAUAAAAAAAGGACCUGUGUGCUUGAGGAGUUGGAGAGCUCCAUAGACGAACUGUUGCUCAGACUCGACGUCCUUUCCAACAGCAUGGACCAAACAAUCCGGUACAGAGACGGGGACCGCCCUGUCCUCCCAGCCUCCCCACUGUCCUCCAACAUGGACACACAGGAAUGUCUGAGGUCACAGACUGUGGUGAAAACACAGAAAACGAGGAAUAAAAUAACCCAAGAGUCACAUGAAAAAACAACCCCUCCUGCAGCUCGCCUGUUCAGGUCUGAGGUUGAAGUACAAAUCCAAAAUAUUUCAAAUAAAUCAUUAAAAAUUAAAAACUGGAUGGCAUCCCCAGAGUUGACCUCCUCCGAAAGGCUUCGGUCAGAAGAUAUUUGUGAGAAACGACCUGAGCUGCAGGCUGGAACCAAUCACAGCUGCUGGUUUACUGGAACUCAAUAUAAACUGGUGGAGGUUCUGGUCCAUAAGGAGCCCGAACCAGGAGAACUAUAAUCCAUUAUUAUUGUUUAUAAGCAACUCUGGGAAAUGAAUGUAUUAAAGUAUUCAUUGUCAA
Molecule: messenger RNA, 8183 nt
Organism: Xiphophorus couchianus (Monterrey platyfish)
Lineage: Eukaryota; Metazoa; Chordata; Actinopteri; Cyprinodontiformes; Poeciliidae
Gene: pkd1l1
Product: polycystin 1 like 1, transient receptor potential channel interacting
Exons: 49
Coding region: 155-8122 (2655 amino acids)
Biological process (GO): calcium ion transport
Cellular component (GO): plasma membrane
Molecular function (GO): monoatomic cation channel activity; protein binding
Source: RefSeq, a predicted model, not a curated record